UCCGACAUGAAAUAAUGGAAGUUAUGCGUUGUGUUGACUCAUUCGUUAGAUUUCAGUUCGUUACGGCGAUCGUGUAUUGUUUUAACGACUGCAGCCCGAGUUUGUGAAAUCGCGUACCGUGACCCAUGGAUCUAAGCUAAGCCUAACUAGUAUAAGCAAAAUGUCUCAUCACCUGGUCACCGUCUGCAUGUUCUGCCUGCUCUGCGCAGCGCACACCUGCGGGGCCCACGUCGAAACUAAAGAUGUACACACAUACGAACCGACAAUAGACUACAACAUACCCUUAGACUUGACAGAGAAACGAAAACUAGAACACCUAGAACGCUACAACCAUAAACUACAGAAAAUAAGACAGCCUCGCCCGAAAAGACACCUCGACGAUGUCUCAGAUACGUAUAUUGGGGAGAUUUUGAAAGAGUACGGGACGGGAGAUACGAUGAAUUUGACAGGAUUCAACAAUAUGCUGAAUGUCCUGGAGCUGUCCAAGUUGGUGCAAGGAAGGGUGGAGACUAAAGAGGGUCCAAAUCAACGUAAUUCUGUUUAUUGCUUAAACAGCUCCGAUCUCAUCACCGCUGUCAACAAAGGCCUAUAUACAGACGAUCACGACCAUAACGAGCACCAACACACAGACCCCACUCACGACCAUGACGUACUAAUAACAGAAGACACCCUCCGUGCCGUCUGUCCAGUCCUCCUAUACCAGAAACUCGGGAAACCGGACGAAAAACGAGACUGCGUCAUACAUAAUAAAGUCACAAAUACACAAACAAACUUAAAAAGUCUCGAUAGCGCAGUGACAAAGACAGACAAAAAAGAUGACACCAAUAAAAACAUGUUCGCCGUCUGGCUAUACUCCUUCCUUAGUAUAACAGCCAUCAGUGCAUGUGGUCUUCUAGGAGUAGCAGUAAUCCCCAUUAUGCAUAAAACGUACUACAACCAUCUCCUUCAGUUCCUAGUGGCGUUAGCCGUGGGAACUCUUUGUGGUGACGCGCUGUUACAUCUAAUGCCUCAUGCGAUGAGUCCGCACGACCACGAUCAUGGUCCCGGCACCUCAUUAGAAACUUCAACAGCAUCACAUAACGACGGUAUGUGGAAAGGCCUCGCCGCCAUGUUGGGUGUCGUCUUCUUCUAUUUCACUGAGAAGGGACUGACUGUUGUUGUCGAAUGGAGAAAGAGACGUCAAAAGCUCGAAGAAGACAAACUUCCUUCAAGAGUCCGAGUCUUGAAAGACGAAACAGUUGGAGGUUGCUCAGGCGGCGCUAAAGCACCAAUCACCAACUCCACUACAAAUUCAUUUUUGAAAAUCUUCAAGAAAGACGAAAAGAACGAUCCCACAACUAAAACUUGCAAACACAAGUAUUCAGAAUACCCCUACUGUUAUGACGAAAUCGACACAGAUACACAUGACGAUCACCAUUUGCGGGAUGGUCAGAUCCCACCAAGCCCUAAAGCUAAGCAGAACAACUCUGUGAGUGUGGUGUCUUCGAAUGCGUUGAGUGCUGAGGGUAAAGAAGAGCCGACGGCGAAGGAUUGGCUGCUGAAGGCAGAGCCCUCGUCGGUGGUGGAGAUGAACAAUAUUAAACAUAAGGAGGAUGGUGCUAAGGAUCUCAAGGAUGGAGACAGCUAUACUGUAAUAUUAAGGGAGCAUUCCCGGGCCCACCACGGGCACUCCCACGCCCACGGCCACGUCCACGCCCCUCCCUCCAGCUUGUCUUCCGUGGCCUGGAUGGUCAUCAUGGGCGACGGGCUGCACAACUUCACCGACGGCAUGGCUAUAGGUGCCGCAUUCGCAUCUAACAUCGCUGGUGGCUUCUCUACGGCUAUUGCCGUCUUGUGCCACGAAUUACCGCAUGAAUUAGGUGACUUCGCGGUACUCCUAAAAGCGGGCAUGUCGGUGAAGCGCGCCGUGUGCUACAACGUGCUGUCGUCAGCGUUGUGUCUCGGCGGCAUGGUGUGCGGCGUGCUGGCCGGCCACGCGCCCAACGCCACCCGCUGGCUGUUCGCCGCGGCCGCCGGCAUGUUCCUGUACAUCGCCCUCGUCGAUAUGAUGCCCGAGCUGAGCACGUCGCACAGCAAGGAGGGCACGCUGUGCCAGUGCCUGCUGCAGCUGGCGGGGCUCGCCACCGGCAUCGGCAUCAUGCUCGUCAUCGCCCUCUACGAAGAAGACCUAAAGACGUUGUUCGGUUAAACAGUGCUAUGUGUUACUAGUGUGGUGCUUGUGAAUCCAGUGAACAGAUUAAGCUCUUAGUGACAUAGAUAUAAGGUUUAGUUUCGCAUGGGUUUCCACUUCUGCUACUUUUGGACAGACUUCAAACAUAUCCGUGGGUAAGCUAUCUUAAUAUCCUGUAAGGGUAAUUGAAUUCCUAAAUCAAAACUCUAGAUGACAGUCACUAGCCAAACCUUGUUUUUAUAUUCCAGAUACAAGAAUGACUGUUCAGUUGACCCAAUGGCCUAGCUAUUUUUAGUACAGUCACCAUUAGAUUUACUAUUUUUAGUACAGACGCUUUUAUUGUGAAGGCGUUAGCGUGCAUGUUCAGAUAUUUUUGAGCAUCUCGGCCGCUCCGAUAUAUCUGAUGACGACUGUACAAAAGCAGCAUUAUCGAGGAGUUAUUUGAGAUUUUUUAGUAUCUUAAAUAUCAAAACAGGUCUAAGACAUAAUUAUCUUGUCAACCUAGCAAUAAAUUGCUAUUGUCACCUACAGUUCAUCGCAUUCUGAAUAUAAACAGUUUCUAAUGAAUUUAGAUGAUAUGACAUACAUACGCGUGUUCCAAAAAGAUGCCACAACCCUGGACGUAUUUCUAAACGUGUUAAAAAGUGCUACUAAUAUUAAGUAAAACAUAAAAAAACAGACUGUAUUAUCAAUUAAUCGUGUAAGACCUUAGACCUGCAAUGAUACUUGUACAGCAUUGCCAAUUCAUAUGAUUGUGUACUUGUACAGUCACGUCUCAAAAUAUCAGUACGAAAAAUGUGCCAAAAAUACGUAUACACUACCUUACUAUAUGGACAAUAAAGUCGUGUAUACAUAUUUUUGGCACUUUUUUCGUAUCAAUAUUUUCAGACGUUUUUUGUCUGUGACUUAAAUUUCAAUACCAGUAACCUCUUUUAUAGAGUAUAUUUUAAAUAUCCUUUGAUUCCCUUGUGUAUAAUAUUCAUAGAUUUAUGAAUGAAAUAUUAAUGUCAAUGUUAAAUGCAAAUCAUACAAUAAAUGGCUCUACAAUUUAAAUAUCAGUCCGUUUCUGUGAAAAGUUGAUCUUUAAAGUCGUUUGAUCGUUGCGUUUAACAUAGUGUAAAAAAUAUCAGAGACAAAGUAUCAUAUUACACGUACACAAUCUUAAAAAAAUACACAAAAGUGAUCAUAGGAAUAGUAUUCCUAAAUACUUUGUACUUAAGCUUUUCAAAUGAUAUGUAGUAUGGGCUUAAUGUGUGUACAGUCAAGGUAUUAAAUAUCGAUACGGACAAAGUGCUAAAAAUAUGUAUACACAACCUUAUUGCCUAUAUAUUAAGUGUGUACAUAUUUUUGUCACUUUGUCUGCAUGGCCUUGACCUGUACCUACAUGAUAACCAUGUCCCUCGCAAAACUAAAUUACGCUUCUAAAAUAGAAAAACAUGAGUUCUAAUGUACAUUUUGCUCAUAUUACAUUUCUAUAAAAAAAAUAUCGUAAUAAAUUAUGAGAUAAAAUUGUGAUGUACUUAGUUUUCUUGAAGAAAACAACUCCCAACUCGAAUACUUAAAGAGUCCGCAGCCAGCUCGGUUCUCCAUACAAACGUAGAUACGCUUUCAUUUUUAUACAACUAUCUAGAUUGCUCUGAAACUUUGUACUUACAAUAGGAUAAGGUAUAUCUAUGGCUGUAAUUAGUUUAUGUAGCUUCAGAUACCAUAGCAAAAAAAAUACAGCAAAUUUAAAUUAUUCAUACAAAACUUGUUUUUGCUCUAUUUCGUUUGUUUUAUAAGCUGGAGCAAUAUAAAGUAAUUACAGGACUAGAUAUACCCCAUGUAAUUGUAUGUGCAUAGUUUCAUUACAAUUCAGCACGUAGUUUUAAAAUGAGAACGUAACUCCUUUUGUAUGGGAAGGUGAAAUUCGAACGAGCUUGCUGCGGGCUAUUAAAAUUGCAGUAUGAAAAUAAUAUUUCAUGUGUAAUUUAUUUACUUAUGAGUAUAAUUCUUCUAUGAUAUUGAGAGGAAUAUUGUCAUUAUUUUUCUUUUUUGUUUAAACUAUUAGUUGUGAGAAAUGAUUGUCAGUCUAGAUUACUAUAUCAUCAAAUGUGUUUAGUAUGUAACACUAUACAUAAUUAAGCGUAAUAAAUUGAAAGUUAAACUUUUAAUAUUACUUAUUGAAACAGACUCAUAUCUGUGAAAUCGUUGAAAAUUCCAUUAACAUUUUAGUCCACCUUCCAUCUUAUUCGCGGUGUGGCGGCAUUUUGCCACUGCUCAGAGCCUGGGGUCCGCUUGGCAACUAAUCCCAAGAAUUGGCGUAGGCACUAGUUUUUACGAAAGCGACUACCAUCUGACCUUCCAACCCAAAAGGUAAACUAGGCCUUAUUGGGAUUUGUCCGGUUUCCUCACAAUGUUUUCCUUCACCGAAAAGCAACUGGUAAAUAUCAAUGACAUUUCGUACAUAAGUUCCUAAAAACUCAUUGGUACGAGCCUGGGUUUGAACCAGUGACCUCCGGAUUGCAAGUCGCACGCUAUUACCGCUUGGCCACCAGCGCUAUUCAGCUGAUGAAAAAGGAUUUAAACUAUUACCAUAAAUCUACGCGAGUAAUUUUAAACUUGCGUAGUACUUUAAAAGUUCAACGUAUUCAAUAGUAAUGUGUCUAUAUGCAUCAAUCAAAAUAAAAUAGGUAGAUUUUUUAUCUCGAAUUUGUCUAUGUAAUAUUGAAAGGAGAUGUUUGAUAGGACCAACCCGUAUUGACAGUGUCACCAGUUUCGUGAUUUAUCUAAAAAAGAUUCCAGAAAGUAACAUACAGAAUUUUCAGGAGAUCUCACAAAGAUCACAGAAUUUAUACGAAUAAUAAAGCUUUUGUAAUUAAUUCUCUUUAUUUCUUCUGUUAAAUGUUUCUAUGACAUGAAGUAACUAUGAACACAUAACUAACAAUCUUGUGUGAUCAACAAAGCUUGCCUUUUCUGCUGAAUUUGUUCGUCAAACAUAUCUUGUAUACGCCACAUAUUGCUGUCAUAUAGCCAUCAUUGUCUUUCAAAGUUUGCUUCUGUCGUUCAAACUUGACGUGUUUUAUUUUAUUGAAAAAGCGUCUCCCACACGCUACCUCAAAAAAUGCUGGUUGCUUUUAUGGCUCAGUUUCAUUGGUCGAUAACUCGGCCGAUAUAGAGCGUGCGGGGUCUACCCGCAGGCGGUAUAACGACUUGUGAAACUCAUAGGUCGAUAUACAGCAUGUGGGUGACUCCCUGCAGGCGUUAAGUUGGUAUAACGACUAGUGAAACUCUGGCAUGCGUUUCGGAAAUCUCCCGCACCACGCAUACGGGCCCUGUCGACCAAUGAUAACAGUUCCCCGAAUGCGGGCCCUAUGGCAUGCUUUAUGGAAAUCUCCCGCACGCGGGCCCUAUCGACCAAUGAAACUGAGCCAUUACUCUGAUGGAUGAGUCGUAUUAUACGUUAUAAGCAUUCAACAGGUUAGACGUUAUUCACUGCCUUCCCGGUUUUGUAUAUUUGGUACUUAAAAAUUACUUAUGUUUUGGUAAGUCUUAACUUUACGUGAAUAGAGAUAAUUAUGACGUUACAGCUUUUUUUAAUUACCAGUAUUAUUUAUUGAGUAAUUUAAAAUUGAAACUCCAGAAAAAGUUGAAUUUACAUUUAAGUAUGAACGUUUAAAAAUGUGUUGUUUGUAUAUACAUAAUCUGUGAAAUUAAGUGGUUCCUACAAAAAAUACAAGGAAAUUCCAAUUUCUCAAAAAAAAUAUCAAAGCAUUUUACUUCGAAUUUUAUUGUAAUUUUAACUUUUACUUUAAAUAAGCGAAUAGUUAUUUAAUGUUUAAUUUUAAGUGAUUUAAGUUUGCAAUCAUGUUGUGUGUCGAUGGUGCUGAAACCAUCAGUAUUAUUGUCAAUAUUUAUUGUAAAAUAGUUAAAUCUGGUUCCUAUGUCACUUGCAAUGUAAUUUUUAUACUGUUGUAAAUAAUGUGCUUUGAACGUGACCUAUCUUUCUUAUGACAUGACACUGUAUUGUGAAAAAUACUUUUAGUGCCAAAAACUGUCAAUUUGAAUGUCAUUAAUUUUUUAUUCCAGUGUAAAAGGUGGGUAACGUUCGAAGGAAUAUUGUCAAUAAUAUUGAUGUACUGUCAGUAAGGUUCGCCCGAGCGAUGUGUGAUAUCUGAGGACUUGAUGGUAGUUAUAUUGUAUUAUAAUAUGGUUAUUCGUA
Molecule: messenger RNA, 6371 nt
Organism: Cydia pomonella (codling moth)
Lineage: Eukaryota; Metazoa; Arthropoda; Insecta; Lepidoptera; Tortricidae
Gene: foi
Product: zinc transporter foi
Exons: 7
Coding region: 161-2188 (675 amino acids)
Biological process (GO): zinc ion import across plasma membrane; intracellular zinc ion homeostasis
Cellular component (GO): membrane
Molecular function (GO): zinc ion transmembrane transporter activity
Source: RefSeq, a predicted model, not a curated record